Messenger RNA from Mangifera indica (mango), 1251 nucleotides. Its product is annotated as tetraspanin-18-like. The record is from RefSeq and is a predicted model, not a curated record. The transcript has 6 exons. NCBI's taxonomy places the organism in Eukaryota, Viridiplantae, Streptophyta, Magnoliopsida, Sapindales, Anacardiaceae. Bases 141 to 986 code for a protein of 281 amino acids.
CAAAGCAGAUGGUGGAAAGUUUUUUGUUUUUUUGAAAAAGCCAAAUCCUAAAAAAAAAAUAAUGAUAUUUUUCGAUCCAGUAAUCACAGAGAAUCGAGAGAGCUUAGAGUUAGGGUUUUGAUUGAGAAAUUAUAGCAGAAAUGCGACGAAAUUGUUGCCACAGUUCAUUUGCUUUCAUUCUGAAAUUCCUAAAUUACCUUCAAGCCUUCGUAGGAGUAUCAAUUAUAAUAUACUCAAUAUGGAUGCUCGAUCAAUGGAAUCAUCAUGUCCCCAUUUAUCCUCCUGCUCCUUCCGCUCCUUCUCCAGAUCCUUCUUUUUCUUCUCUUUAUCUUUUUCUGAAUUCUGGUGAUCAUCAUCAGGUCACCACUCCCCUCAAGCUCAUGGCUUCCGGGUUCGACGACGGGUUAGAGUUUGAUUUGAAUUCAAUUAAGCUGCCCGCUCCCUGGUUCAUAUACUCUUUUAUGGGAGUUGGCAUUUUGCUGUGUUGCAUUACUUUGAUUGGUUGCAUUGCAGCUGAAUCAAUAAUUGGUUGUUGCCUUUGUUUUUAUGCCAUACUCAAAACCAUAUUCCUUCUACUAGAAACAGCUCUGGUGGCAUUUAUUGCAAUUGAUCAUCAUUGGGAAAAGGAUCUUCCAUCUGACCCAACUGGAGAACUUGACAGCAUCCGUUCUUUCAUUGAAGAUAAUACUGAUAUAUGUAAAUGGGUUGGCAUUACAGUGGUCAUAAUUCAGGCACUGGCUCUACUACUAGCAGUAGUUCUUAGAGCCAUGGUUUCCACUCAAAGGACCAAUUUUGAUGAAGAAGAUGAUUAUGAAAAUGCAAGGGGUAGAACUUGGGAGCCACUCCUUAAUUCUCAAUCAAACCAAACAUCUGGUUCAACUCACUCUGACAUCUGGAGCUCAAGGAUGAGAGAAAAGUAUGGUUUGAAUAGUGGAGAUAAAUACUCUCUAGUAAGUAAUGCAUCAGGAAGCAUGAAAUCCAAGUAAUGAAUCAUGCACAUUUCUUCAACUCACAGAGCAUGGAAAUGCUGAGCAAUAUGCCUUGCAAGCCAUGUAUGGUUCUGCAGUAUAAACCUACUCCUAAUUCUCUUUUUUUUCUGUUGUCUGUUUCUUGUAUAGGGUUUCAAUGUGUUGUUUUGCUUUGUGUUGACAGAGUGAGCAAAUCCUGAUCGAAUGUGAAGUUAUUCUGUAAACAAGCAAAGCUUCUGCUUUUGUUUAAUGUGUGUUCCAAUACGUGCUUUCAAAUGAGUUA